AUGGAAUCAACUUCAAGCAAAUCAGGUAUUGCAGCAUUUUUUGCAAGCUGAAGCAACAUAGUCUUUUUUCCUUUAGAAAAAGUGAAAUACCAUAUGACAGUGUCGUCUCCAUAUUCGAAAAAUUAUAUUCCAUAUUAUAAAAAUUCAGUUGAAGCUUUUAAGUCAUUGAGCUCCCAAGGUAUUAACUCACCCUCCAUUAAUAUGGAACAAAAAAUCCUGUUUCAAUUAAAGUGGGUCAAUUUUCUCUAAAAAAUAAUUAUAUUAAAUUUCUCUAUUUUAUAAAUGUUUAAAAAAUAUAAAUUGAACGCAAUAUUUUGAAUUUUAAAAUUUUUUUUAUAAAGAAUUAAUCCAAAAAAAAAUUGAAUGUGAUGCUGUUUAAAUAAUAUUCUGCUUGCACUUUGUCAAUUAACUUAUUUUGUAACAUUAAUAUUUUCUUAAAGGAAAUUAAGUACCCAAAAAAUCGAUAAAUACUCAAAUUUAAGGGGAGAGGGAGUAAGCAGUUGUACAGAGGGUGGCAUUUUCAAAUAAUUUCAAGCAUUUCUUGGUCAGUUUAUUUUUAUAUUUAUGAAUCUAUGAAAAGAUUGAGUAGGAAAUAUAAUAUCGUCAAGCAUACAGAAUUUGAAAAGUUCUCCAUAGCAGCACUGUCAUCGUUUAUAAGCAACUUUGUGCUGAAUCCAAUUACUGUGGUUAAAACACGUGCUUUGCUAAUAAGAAAUAGCGAGCAUUGAGUUUCAGACACUAUUGACUCAACUGUAAAGACUUGGAAACUUGAAGGGAUAAAAGGAUUUUGAAGAGGAUACUGAAUUGGGAAUUUAUUGGGACUAAAUGGAGCUUUUACAGUCUACUUCUAUGAAUUGUUCAAAAAUAUUUUAAACGCUGACAAUGACUACAGGAAAAUUUCUUUAGCAGGAGGGCUCAGCAAGCUUGCUGCUUCAAGCAUGAUCUUCCCAGUUAAUUUAAUAAAAAUUCGUAUCCAGCAAGAACAACACAUUGACAACAUUUUAUUGAAAGCGAAGAACAUAGAUAAAGCCAGUCCUAAUUCCAACAUUCUUUACUAUGGACUAAGAGACUGCAUUUCUGAUGUUUGGAAUACCGGCGGCUUCAGAGGGUUUUAUCGUGGCCUAGGAAUCACUUUAGUCCGAGUAAUCCCUGCCCAGGCACUUUUUUUUACAGUUUAUGAGUUUAUCCUCCACACUUUAGCCUAG
Molecule: messenger RNA, 1205 nt
Organism: Blepharisma stoltei
Lineage: Eukaryota; Ciliophora; Heterotrichea; Heterotrichida; Blepharismidae
Source: the annotation of a GenBank genome assembly